Molecule: messenger RNA, 1290 nt
Organism: Saccharomyces paradoxus
Lineage: Eukaryota; Fungi; Ascomycota; Saccharomycetes; Saccharomycetales; Saccharomycetaceae
Gene: AST1
Product: Ast1p
Exons: 1
Coding region: 1-1290 (429 amino acids)
Molecular function (GO): oxidoreductase activity
Source: RefSeq, a predicted model, not a curated record
AUGGCUAAAGAUAUUUUGAAGAAUCAGGACCCUAAACUGCAAGCGAUGAUCGUCGAGCACUCAGCGCCUGCUCCCAAGGAGAUACCUAUAGACGAGCCUGUUCUAAAAAGAGUCGCUAGGCCUUUAAGGCAUGUCAAGUUUAUUCCAAUCAAAUCGUUGGUAUUCCAUACUAAGACAGGGCCUAUGGAGUUCUCAUAUGAAAAGAAGAUCAAGACGCCUAUUCCUAAAAACAAAAUUGUAGUUCGAGUAAGCAAUGUGGGCUUGAACCCUGUAGAUAUGAAAAUCAGGAACGGUUACACAUCUUCAAUUUACGGCGAAAUCGGUUUGGGAAGAGAAUAUAGUGGUGUCGUCACUGAGGUAGGUGACAAUCUAAACUAUGCCUGGCACGUGGGCGAUGAAGUAUAUGGUAUAUACUAUCAUCCUCAUUUAGCCGUCGGCUGUUUGCAAAGUUCAAUCUUAGUAGAUCCGAAGGUGGACCCAAUCCUCUUAAGACCAGAAUCUGUUUGUGCCGAAGAAGCGGCAGGUUCAUUAUUCUGCCUGGCCACCGGUUAUAACAUUCUGAAUAAACUGUUCAGGAACAAGUAUUUGAAGCAAGAUUCGAAUGUUUUGAUCAAUGGUGGGACUUCAUCGGUGGGAAUGUUUGUCAUACAGUUAUUGAAGCGUCAUUACAAAUUACAGAAAAAGCUAGUUAUUGUAACGUCUGCAAAUGGACCCCAAGUUUUACAGAAGAAAUUCCCUGACCUGGCUGACGAAAUGAUUUUCAUCGAUUACUUGACGUGUAGGGGUAAAUCUAGUAAACCUUUAAGGAAAAUGCUUGAAGAAAAGAGGAUUUCCCAGUUUGAUCCAGUAGAGGAUAAGGAAACCAUACUUAGCUAUAAUGAAGGGAAAUUCGAUGUUGUACUUGAUUUUGUCGGUGGCUACGACAUUUUAAGUCACUCUAGUUCAUUGAUUCAUGGUGGUGGUGCGUACGUAACCACUGUAGGCGAUUAUGUUGCCAAUUAUAAAGAAGACAUUUUCGAUUCAUGGGAUAACCCAAGUGCCAAUGCAAGAAAAAUGUUCGGGUCUAUUAUCUGGUCAUAUAACUAUACACAUUACUAUUUUGAUCCGAAUGCAAAAACGUCUUCCGCCAACAAUGAUUGGAUUGAACAAUGCGGCGACUUUUUGAAGAAUGGUACUGUAAAAUGUGUUAUCGAUAAAGUUUUUAACUGGAAAGACCAUAAAGAAGCAUUUUCUUAUAUGGCUACUCAACGUGCACAAGGAAAGAUAAUCAUGAACGUCGAAAAAUUCUAG